Messenger RNA from Spirodela intermedia, 636 nucleotides. NCBI's taxonomy places the organism in Eukaryota, Viridiplantae, Streptophyta, Magnoliopsida, Alismatales, Araceae. The record is from the annotation of a GenBank genome assembly.
AUGGGUAGAACGGCGGUGGUUCUGGUUCUGGUGGCCGCGGUUGCAGCGGCGCUCUGGACAGGGGUGGCGGCGCAAUCCAGCUGCAAUUCGGUGAUCCUCAGCUUGGUGCCGUGCGUGCUGUACAUCGGGGGCAGCUCUUCGACGCCGUCGGCGCAGUGCUGCACCCAGCUGGCCAGCGUCGUCAAGUCCCAACCGGAGUGUCUCUGCUCCGUUCUCAGCGGCAGCGCUGGGGUGAGCACCACCGUGAACCAGACGCGGGCCCUCGCCCUACCCGGAGCCUGCAACGUUCAGACCCCCUCGGCGAGCCUCUGCAGCGGUGAGCUCCUCCGAUUGCUGGAGAUGGUAGUAUUUCGGAAUCUCCUCCUUCCACGCUAUAAUUAUUGAUUUGGAUUAUAAUUUUUAUGGAAAGCGCCGCCACCGUCGUCAACCCCGGCGGCACCUCCCACCGCCCCACCGCCGUCAAGGCCGGCGCCGCCCCACAUCCCGCCACCGUCCUCAGGCCCGGCGACCGCCUCCACCCCGCCAGCCGACGGAGGAACGAAGGCCACUCCUCCCGGCGGGGAUCCUUCCAGUGGGAACUCCAACAGGAUGACGUUUGCCGUCUUCUUCUGCACUCUCUUCGCCGCCGCAUUCUAA